Messenger RNA from Porites lobata, 9462 nucleotides. Lineage: Eukaryota; Metazoa; Cnidaria; Anthozoa; Scleractinia; Poritidae. The record is from the annotation of a GenBank genome assembly.
AUGGAAUUACAUGAAGCAUUUGUGUUAUCAUCCAAGAUGGAGUCUCUCCCGAAAGAAGUUCUGUUUCUGAUAUUCGAAAAGCUGCACCCUUUUGAGCUAGUCCCCUUGUCAAGAGUAAAUAGACGGUGGUAUGAAAUCGCGCUUCAUCCUCGGCUUCACAGGUUUUUAAAAAAAUAUCGCGCUUUUAUGAAGGAUCUUAGACUGUAGAUUAAGCUCAAUAUUUUAGUUAACUAAACGUCAGAUCACCCGCCCGCUUUAUAUACAUCUUUAAAAGCUGCGGGACCACAGGAGCAGUUGCUUAAUAUCUCUUCAAGGUUACUGGGUAUUCUGAAGUUGCUCCAAUGUUUUAUAGGGUCAUGGUCAUUUUUUGUAUAUUUUAUAACUCAUAUUAUUGCUACUGUACAUUGUACUGUAUUAUUAUUAUUAUUAUCAUUAUUAUUAUUAUUAUUAUUAUUAUUAUUAUUAUUAUUAUUAUUAUUAUCAUUAAACACAGCUUCUGGAUGGCUUGCUGGAAUCUUCCUUAAACAGGCAUGAGUCACUGCGGGUUGAAAACCGAUCUCACGCCGGCUGGGUGUCUAUGACUUUGAAAAAUGUGAAUUCUUGCUUGCAAAAAUAUGUUAAUCAGACCCAUGUAAGAACGAAAACCAUAUGUAAAAUGAAUAAAUGACAAUACCUCUGCAAUGAUUCCGAACGACAUGUGACACCAGUCUCUGGUAACCACUUUUCUAUAUAUUUCGAAACAGUUCCUGAUGCACCAAUUAUGAUUGGCACCACAGUUACUCUGUAUAAUUUCCAGAUCCAUUUCAACCGUUUUUUUAUUUUUUUAAUAUAAUUUUUUAUUAGUUCAUAGGUGGUCUGUUUUUAUAUGGGAUUUAGGACUCCUUUACAUAUUAUCCUUUGGCCUUUGACCACAGAUUGUGAUAAACAAAUAAAUAACUCCCUAUUCAGGUCUUAGUAGUUCUCAAAUUUCUCUUUCUCUUUGUAUUUCACAUGGAUGUCAAAUGGACAAGCAACAUCAAUAUUUUAACCUGAGGCAAAAGUGCUCCAGAUUCAAAAUGAUGGGCAAUGAUUGAGGAGGAAGAGGAGGGAGGAGGGUUUGUCUAGGGAAGGAGAACUAUUGAUACUUUUUUUGAGGUUAAGAAUUAGAAAAUAUAAAUUAAGGGAUUUUUUGGCAGGGGAGGAGUAUCUUAGUUAAGUGUAAUGCUGAACAGCAACAUUCCGACUACAAUACUAGGUUAAGCUUUGUAUUCUAACGUUAUUAAAUUGUUAAUAAUGAAUGGUCUUAUUUACUUUCUCAGAUGCAUUGAUUUUCAUCGUAAACAUGAUUUAUCAUCUCUGGUGAUCUGCAGUUAUAUCAGCAAGUUCAAACAUUGUCUUGAGGAGGUGAAUUUGCUGGAGUGUUACUGGUUGAAAGGUACCCUUCUUUCUAAUGCCUUACAGAAGUGCAGAAAAUUGACUUCUCUCAAUGUCUUGGGUUGUGACAUUACAAAGAAGACCAUCUGUUCUGUUUUGAAACUGAACAAUCUCAAAAGACUGGACUGGUCUGUCAGUUGCUUUGAUCUUAACUUUAAUGAUAUCGUUGGCUCAAACAGGAAUGACCUUUUAAAAAAAGUGUUAAUAUCAUUCUGCAGUGAACUUUCAGGUGCUUUCUCAGGAUUGGAUAGCCUUACAGUUCGUUUUCCAUUGUUUCAUGGAACAUCCAAGUUUUCCUUUCGUUGGAUCAUUAAGUUUGGAGUGCCAUUGAUUUGCAGCGAGCUUGGCUUAAAAAAGUUUACCCUUGAGUGGGUGGAUGAAGUAGGAAAAUAUAUUCACUUUUUUAAAAUCUCCAUUGAGGGAAGCAGAUUCCAGUUCCAAAAGAAUGACUUAGCUAAAAUAAGUGAUCGCAGUAUUCUGGAUGGCUUCAAUGGUCUGCCUUUGCUCGAUUUACAUGAGAUGACCUGCAAUGCGAUUAAGACCUUGCUAGACAAUGAAGCUUUGUCUACAUUUCUUUUACCUUAUGAUCAUUCUGACCAGAAAUAUACUUCUUUUGAAAAACUUGAGACAAAACCCUGUUUAGUCAACUUGGAUGUGCCCUUGCAAUUUCUGGAUGCUACAAGUUUGAAAUCACCAGCUUUCAGUGAGCAUGCUCUGCGAUAUCUAAACCUUGCAAGAAUAAGGAGCAUUGAUGGCCAUUUACUGCAAGUAAUAGCAUCUUCGUCACCAAACUUAGAAAUUCUUAAUUUACAGGAUUGUACUGGCUGUCUUGAACCGGUAAGUAUCAUAGUCUUGAAAUAUGAACCUACAUUCUUUCAUGUAAAUACAGGAUGUAUGAUUGUGUUUGUCAUCUUUGUGUGACUUUGUGAUAUUAAGCCCUUUAGAAGAUGAAGUCAUUUUGACUAGCCCUUUUUUUGAUGAGCAGGAUUAAUAAGUAAUUAAUUAAUAUUUACACUUUUAGUUAUUAAUUUGUUCUUUUUGCCCACAAGCAAUUUUUUGCCUUGGUAAUGUAUUAUUGAAGGCAAAUUUGUUUGUGGGCAAAAACCCUAAUUCUUUAGGCAAACUCUCUUUUAUUCCUUAGACUGUCCAAAGUCAAAAUUCAAUGAAAAUCCCAAAUUUCAUUUUGUAAAAAUUCUCAAAAAUAAAUUAUACCAUUUGAAAGGACAAUAAUUCUCUUUAAAAAGGGUGCUUUUUGUGUAAUUAAAUAUGUGAAAUGGUUGUUUUUGUUGUUCUUUCAAGAUUCAUGGAUUAGAGUCAAUAGCAGAAUUUUGCCCAAAGUUGGCCCAAUUAAACCUAAAUGGAGUACAUGACCACACGUUUUUAGAAAAACCAAGCGGUGUUAUGGAGAUCAUUGCAAAGUUCAAUAAUCUAAUGACCUUCAGCCUCUGUGCCUGUGGGCUUGGAACACCUAGUAAAAACAAAAGCUCCAAUAACAGUUCUAAAUGGAUGGGUCAUUGUGGUACAAGUAGCAGUUCAAGUUCAAAUGCUAGCAGUUUUCAAGGUGCAACUGCAGUAUGUGACGAUAGAACUCAGUGGAACAAGUUAAAUGUUGAAGAAUCAUUUUAUUGCCUGACAAAAUCAUGCAGUGGAAUAACAGAAUUUGAGCUCAUAAAAGACAUCCCAAGAAGCUCAACAUCAUCAGAAACCAGCUCUACAGGCGAUCCUGCUUUUGUAAAGACUUACAAAAAAGAGUAUUUUAGGUAAGUGCCUGCCCUCUUUCCUCAGGCAUACUUUCGAGCAGCCUUUUAAUAGGCUUUGGCGAAAUUGAGUACUUUACAUGUUGGGCCAUACUUAGGAUAUGGUCACACUAUACCAGAUAGUUCAAAUACUGUUGUGGUGAGAAGUUUGAUUGCUGCUGAUCUUUCUUUUGAAUUUCUUUCCCUUAUCAUGUGCCAGUUACUGUAUGUCAGCAUCUGGUACUGUAUAUUGGGGGUGGUGAAUGGUAAAAUCUGGGACUUGCUGACUCAUUGAUUCCUUUGUUUUAAAACUCAAGAAAUUGUGGCCAAGCAUAUUUUAAAGGGGCUCUGUCAUGCUAUUUGCUAUCUUUCUUGUAAGCAAAAUGUGUCUUUGGUAUUGAAUUCACAUUCAAAUUUGCAUUGAAUUUGCAUUAAAUUCCAACAUUUCAAUUUUGUUAUAUAUAUUUAUAUUUAAUAUAUAUGACUAAAUACUGUAUAAUUAUACAUUUAGACAUUGGAACAUUACUGUUUCCUGUUGUCUUUUGCUAUUCAACAUAAUCUGCUCCUUUAAGAGAAACCUAACUAGCUCAAGACGAUGGGGCCAAACAUUUAUGACUCUGAGACAGAAAUAAGCAUGAAAAAGUGGAACUUCCGACUCAUUACAGCCAUUGUACUUGUGAGAUUCUGAGAUCAGCUCAAAUUUUCCGAGGCCCGUGGACAGGUUCCUAGGUCAGGUAAAAUAAGGUAAGAUGGGUGAGGGAAAACUUACUUGGGGCACAAUAUCUCCUUUUGAUAAUUAAAAAGUACAUACUACAUUGUAGGCUACAUUUUCAUCCCCAAGACACACUUUCAUGUUUUUCAUUCUCACUCAGGCCUAACACAAAUGGAUAUCAAGCAAGGUGUUAUUUAAUGAGACACUCAUACAGUACUUUGAUGGCAAUUACAAAUUGGAGAAAUUUAAAGAGGCUUACACUUUCAGGUUUGUAUAAAAAAGGCAUGAUUAAAAAUGUUCAGUCUCCAUCUGCUUCAAUAAAGCAUUCAGUACUUUAGUAUUUUUCAUUUUUUUACUUUUCUCAUUCCUUUACUUUCCCUUCUCCUCCUUUCCAUUAAGUUUUUCUGUUUUCUUUUCACUCUAAUAUUUUUAUGGUACAUUUUCCUCUUCUCCUUGCCUUCUUCCCUAUUUACUUUUUCUGCAUCCUUUCUUUGCACUGAUUUCUUCCUCCUUUUCAUUCUAUCCACAUCAUCUUUAUUUCACUCUGUCAACUGUCUUCUCAAAUUCAUUCCCUCACAUUCUUCCCUUUGCUUCCUUGUACUCCACUGUGUAAAUGUCUGCCCUCCUUUUCCUACUCCAGUUCCCUUUCUUCCUUUCUCCUCUUCCUAUUCUCUCCUGUCUUUGUUAACAUAAUUUUAUAUUCAUUUUUUACUCUCUUUCCCUCCCUUUACUUCUCUUUCUUCACCACCCAUUUUUCCUGAAGGUCUCAUAUUUUAUUCUCUUUGCACAUUUGACCUUUCUUACAUCACACCCACUGACCUUUUUCCUGUUCCAUACGUAGAGCUCAUCUUCCAUUGUCUUCUGCUUCAUUCCCUCUUCUAACUCCUUACUUCUCUUCUUUUGUGUUUUGAGCUAAACUGGGGCAAGUGUUUUUUUUUUUGCAAAAUGCAGAAAGUUUGUUAGUACAGUGACUCUGACGUUUUUAAGUGAUGUACUUUGUAUACAACCUUUUUGUUUCCUCUAUAGUGCCUAUUGCACAAGGUAACUUUGAGUUUCUUGUCGCUGUGACACAAAACUGUCAAAAGUUGGAGUUCCUAUCUCUGGCGUCAUUGGCUCGUCUUAGUCACUCUGGCAAUGUGGUCCUUCUUCAAAAGGCUCUUUCACACUGUCAUCAACUCAGAGAUUUCAGGUAAGGCUAAACCAUUAAUGAAGGAAAGCAAUGUGUUAUAAAUUCAUGGCAACUGGAGGCAAAAAUUUCAGGAAAAUACUGAUUAGAAUUAGAUGAAUGGAAAGUUUAUGGAGGGUUUUCCCAUGACAGUUUUACCUGCAUUUCAAGUUCUCAUGCGUGUGGAUCGAAAAUCUGAUCUCAUGGCGGUUCACACCUGUGGACCAGUUUUGAGUUUUACCUUGCCAAGUCCAUGCACAACGUCUUCCCAGGCCUUCUCAGUCAAUGCAUUUUGGUGACGUAUCCAAAAUGAAUGGCUGGUAGAUGCCCACAAAACUUGCUCGGACUACGUGACCUGAAACGCAUCGUCCACGGACAAUAAUUAGGACUAAGCAAACUUUUCCCUAUUACUGUACAGCCAACCGACCCAUAUCUGAGAAUAUUAAAAUAUAAUAAUGCAAAAUGAUCCAUGGAGAACCAAUACAAGGAAAGAAAAAGUUAUUUAAGUCAUCAGACUUUCUUUAAUUAUUUAUUCAUUUCGAGAGAACUUUGGAAAUCUUUGGAACAUUCUCAGAGGACUUAAGAUAUGAUGCAGGGUUUCUCUAUUAAGGAUCUCCCCUGCUACUUCCCCCUUCCCACUCUUCCCCCUCUUGAAUUGUUUUCUCACUAUCCCUCACCAGAGCUAGGUAACCUGUGUACAGACGUCCCCCUCCACCCAGAAAAAAGGGGAGGGGAGCAUCUGUAUAAGGGCUAUCAGCAGAGAUCUGAGCUUUUUACAUCAACUACCCGGGUUGAAAACUUGUGCAUAAACUUAAAACUUAAAAAAAUUGACAAGGCGGGAGAACAACCUGCUACAAAGUAUCUCCAAAUCGGCUGAAGACCCUAUUGUAAAAAUUGCAUUGCCACAAAUCACAGUGCAUAUUUUCUGAUGUAAAUAGUAAUUUAUUACACCUUUUUCAGAGGGAGAUACAAUUCAUUGUGAUUUUCAUGACAUAACUUUGGUUGUUUGUUUUUCAGACUCGAACAGCCAAACCUCAGCAUAACUGAAUCAUUUAUCCUGACCCUUAGUGAGCUGAAACACCUUGAACGGGUCUGCAUCAUUGCCAGGGAAGGAGCUAUAAAAAUGUACACACAAUCAGUCAUUUCUUUGUUUGAGAAGGUAUAACAAAUUAUUGUUCUUCCAGCUGUUGAAAUUAACCCAUGUUUACAGGUCAAGAGCAAUAUUUUUUGGAGGGUGUUGUCUUUGUGUAUCAUUGCACAAAUUCAAUUGUCUGAUUUGGUGCAAUGAUGCCCAAUUUUUUAAAGGUCUGCCAGUCUCUAGUGGGUUAUUUUCCAAGAGACUUAAACAGAAUUGACCGCAGUUGUUUACACUUUUAUACCAUGUAGAUCAUCAUGAAAUUCACAUAUUCAUUAUUUCAUGAUGAUUUUCAUCUCAGUUCCCCGGGUAUAUUACGAACCAAUUUAAUGACCAGCUACCAGAUGGCUUAGUGGCGCAAUUAGUUAGAGAGCUGCACGGGUAUCACAGAUGAUCUUCUUUGCUUUUAUAUCUUCAUCCCGCAGUUCUAAUACACGAAUUUCAUUUAUUCAUUUUUUCAUGCCAUUUAGUGUUCCAAAUAUUGCUGUGCCUCACUACUCUAAUAUGAAAAAUUAUGAUCAACCUUCUAUGGGGUUUAGUUGGAAGCUUAGUUAAGUCAUGGUUACUAAGGAGAUUAUAGAAGGGGGCUCUUGGGGAUUCUCAGCAAAGCUGAUUUUUUUAUUCAGUGUCUGUUCAGUUUGCCCCUGUUAGUGUGAAAGAAUUAAUUUUUUCCCUGUUGUUUUAGAACAAGCAUUUUCAAGAACAAAAAUUCCUUAAAUUGUUACUCCCGUUAAAAAGUUUAAAAGCGCAUCCUGCUUUAAUUGCUGAGUGUUAUGGUUAGGUCCUAAAUAAAAAUUGGAACCUCAAUGAACGUCCGAUGUUCAUUGUUACCUUUUGAAAUCUUUCUCGAUCUUUCAGUGUUGUAAGCUGAUUUAUUUUCAAGUGCUCUGUGACAUUACACUCAAAGCUAGUAAAGCAUUGAUGGAUUGCUUGGAACGGAGGUAACUACACUAAUACUCAUUUCUUUUGCUUGGACAUGUAGCAGGGGCACCCAACGUCAAUUUUCGGAAAAUCUCUGUUCGGAAGACGAUUUGAGAUGUAGAAUUUUCGGAACAUUUGUUGUAACAUUUCUUGCUUGCCUACCUCUCCUAGGAUUUUUGAACAUCUAAAAAAUGGUAUAAUUGCCCAUUUUGAACGGAGUUUUAACCUAAAAAGGUCACCUAGAAUUUUCGGGAGCCUUUUUUCUGGCUAAAAUGUUCGAAAAGGUAAGUUUUAAUCCCGAUAAUUUUCGGAUCACUAGACUUUCAGCUAGGAAAUCUGGACUGAUGAAAAAUUUUCAGGGGAUAAAAAUAUUCCUAUAUCUACUGUUUGAAUUCUAAAAUACGUUUAACAAUGUUAGUUUUAAGUGGUUUUGAAGUAUAUUCUCGUUGGGUGCCCCUGAUGUAGCAUUAGGGAGCUUAAGAAACCACAACGAUGACGACAACGCCAACGUCGUCAAAAAACAAUUGUUUUUUAUGGGCAAAACAACAGCUCUGCACGUGCAUCAAGCUUUUAAUAUAUUUCUUUGAUGUUUACUGUUCGAAUAAGUGUUCCAUUCUGUGCUCCAUUCAUUCGUGUAGUGGACGUCAAAGAAAUGUACUAAAAAGCGUGAUGUACGUGCAGAGCUGUUGUUUUGAUCUUUAAACCCAUUGUUUUUUUGAAGUCGUCUUUGUGGUCGUCGUCGUAGUUGCUUAAGCUCCCUAUUAAUGAGCUUAAGCAAACACGUCUUUGGAAGACACACGUCAACCGGAAGUGAGGCCUUUUCUCUUUUAAUAUGCCUUAACCCUUUAAGUCCCAAUAUCCACAUACCAAUUCUCCAAACUGGUCUUCAUACAUUUCCUUAAAGAAUGAGUUAAGAGAAUUUGGUAAACGAUCAAGGUAUUUAUCUUUGGUGAUCAUUUUUUUAAUUCUCAUAACCUAAUCUCUUAACAAUGUAUGGAUUGUGUUAGGAGAAUAUUGAUGUUGGACACCAUUGGGACUUAAAGGGUUAACGCUACCAAAUUUGUCUUGCUAAGUAUCUUUACUCCUGUUGAGACAAUUUGCCAGAAAAGGUGGGAAAAAUCGCUGCCCAAGUAUGCAAAACGUCCACUUCCGGUUGACGUACUACGCUCAAAAACGUUUCAGUUUGCUUAAGCUCCUUAUUGUAGGCUUAGGUUCUUUAUUUAGGAACUGCAACUACUGCUCUACCUUAACUAUAAAUGCUCAAUUCUUUGUGUUAUAGAAGGUACAGGUUAAAGGUCCUGUAUAUAAGCAGUACUCAUUAAAAAGGCAAACCUGAGGCCGGCGGUGUGCUGUUUCCAACUGUGCUCUGUUUCAUGGGUUUUUACACAGAAUGGAAAGUUUCAUGGGUUUUUACACAGAAUGGAAAGAAGUCGAAACAAGGAUUUGGGAAUCAAUCUCGGAAGGAACGUGGCGCAAUAACCCACUGUGUUAAUCCUUGUUCCUAAACAAUAACAGUCAAUGUGAAUGAUCACGUAGUUUCCCCAGAAUCGCCGUUUUUAGGUGACAAUGUACUAGUGAUUACCGUCCAUAUAAGGGAGACCUGCGAAACCCCUUCGGUAAUCUUCGUAACGUUUCGGAAUUGAUCGGGUCCUCCUUGCAAAAUUCUGGCACUCCUAGGAUAAGAAUCUCACGCUUUUCACUAACACAAAGUUACAUGUAAGUGUCUUCCUGAAAUGUUUUCAAAUGUAUCUAUGACAUGUUUUCUCUCGGCAGAUUUGCUGCCUCACGCCCAGGAUUGGUGGUAUCUGUUGUUCCUUACUGCCGUAAUCAGGAUGCUGGGGAACUUUAUCCGACUGUUGUGAAGUCUGUGCCAGUUGUGCAUCUAAAAGAACUGUUUCUCUUUGGUUCUACAGUUGCAACUGAAGCUAACUGAUAGCUCCUAGUUACGAACUAGCGUGCGUAACGGUCGUUACUGUUUCCUUAGCCUGCAUAGCUGGCGCUUUAUGAGCGAAGCGAGACGAAAACGGCAUAUCGCGCGAAUCGCGAGGCGAGGGGAUUCGCGCUCGUCUCGCGAUUCGCGCGAAAUCGCUUGGCUCAUAAAGCGCCAGUUACGCAGGCUACCGUUUCCUUUAGGCCAAGCGGGGGAGGCACAAAAGACGCGCGAGGCAAAAAGGACCAAAAUGGCGUAAAGGAAACGGAAACGACUGCUACGCAUGCGCAGGCUAGUUAGGAACUGGAAAAAGAAGUUUUUUUAAAAGUGUAAAAAGCUUUCUCAGUAGUUUUCACAUCAGUGAACAGAUACCUUUCAGGUAUAGUUCCUGCAGACAGCAGAGACAGUAAUCAAUUUAUCAGUGUUAAUAAAAAAGGAAUAAAAGUGGGC